AUGAAUUUUAUAAAAUGCAAUUUGCAAGAACCGUCUUUUAUUGCCGAUACUAAUUGGCGGCGCACUCGUUUUCGGGUGAUUGGAGCUAUGGAAGAAACUGUUAUUCCUAUCUCCGUCGACUAUCACAAAAUGAAAGUAAUACCUACGGACGGGUACCUUACAGAACCAUGUGACGUUGACUAUCUGCAUUUACAUGCAGGUGAGCGUUACGACUUUAUUUUGUGGCAACGUUCCGAUAUUGAAAGAAGCGAAAGUGUUUUUCCAAUUCGAAUCGAGGCCAUUGCAGUGUACUGUAAAAACCAUUAUCAACCUGAACGUGUUGGCAUUGCGUACCUGAAACACUCCCAAUAUGCAUCCCAGAGCCAAUUUAAAAAUGGUCGUUGUUUUGAAAGCUGCAUAUCAUUGAAUUGCCUUAGGUUUAAGUUUCCGAACACACCUUUUGCAGUGAAAAGCAACACUCGAGCAGAAGGUGAAUGUCCUUAUAGCACGAUUGAGAACUGUAACACACCAUGCCCUCAUUCAGUUAACAUCACGCAUGGAGACAAUUCGAAAACAGUGAAAUUUGUGCUCUCCUCAGUUUGGGGUGGCCCAAGAAAACCUAUGGAUGACAUAAUCACAAAGCUCUUAACACAUCCUAUUCAAAUGCAUGGUCAUUCAUUCUGGGUGACAAUAAUUGCCUACCUAACAUAUUCCAACGGACCAAGGAACAAAAUGACGAUGAUGAGGAACAAAAUGACGAUGUAA
Messenger RNA from Paramuricea clavata, 744 nucleotides. Lineage: Eukaryota; Metazoa; Cnidaria; Anthozoa; Malacalcyonacea; Plexauridae. The record is from the annotation of a GenBank genome assembly.